AGAGACCGGUGUCAGAAAUGUUGUACUUUUUACAUCGCGCGCGUCCCAGCUUAGUGUAAAGUUUGAAGUCUAGUGGUCCAUUUUUCGAAAGUGAGUGUGAUUUUACCGUUAGUUUCAGAUGAGUUAUUAUUAAUUUUGUUAAUUAUAAACAGUUUUGACAAUUUUCGUGAUGUCAGAUGUUCUAAGAACAAGUGAAAUAGACCGACUCCUCAAUGAAAGUAGUUCAGAAGAUGAGCAAAACAUUGACUUUUCAGAUGACAGUGGGGAAGUGAUAGAAUACAACGAAUUUUCGGAUGAUAGUGAAGUAGAAGGUGACAAUGGAAGUGAAUGAGAAACCAGUUAUUUCGUUGAUGAAAAUUCUCCCGAACAUGAUGAUAUUGAGUUUAUUCUUGGGAAGGAUGGUAGAACAAUCUGGUGUACGUUUGAAGUAGCAACAAUCAGCAAGACUAAGAAUAAAAAUAUCAUAGGAAUUCUCCUUGGUACAAAGAAGGUGGCUAAGAAUGCAAAAGAUAAAGUUGAAGCAUUUUUAUCUGUUAUCAGCCUUGAUAUGAUCGAUGAGAUUUCAUAUUGCACUAACCAGCAUAUUGUAUCUUUAGCACCUCAAUUCAAAAGAGAGCGAGAUUGUUUAAAAUCGAAUAGAACUGAAGUGGCCUGAAGAAACAAAAAUUGAGAAAUAAAAAAAAAUUCAAACAUUGAAUGAAAGGUCAACACCAUUUUGGACCUAAACCCUACUUCAUACACCCGAUUCAAAACGUGACUGUUAACACUGGAAGGGAAGCUGUUCUCACAUGUGCUAUCGAAAAUCUUGGAGAACACAGGAUUGGGUGGCUGCGCUCGGAGGACCAGACAGUGUUGAGCAUGCACACAGACAUGGUUAGCCGCGACCCGCGUUACUACCUUCGCCAGGACGACAACCGCAUCUGGCAGCUGCAUAUCCAAAAAAUCCGACCCGAAGACAAAGGCUGCUACAUGUGCCAGGUCAACACCAAGGUCAUGAUCAACCAGAUCGGCUGUAUCGAUGUACACGAGCCGCCGGACAUAGUGUACGAGGAGACAAGCAGCGACAUAGCAGUGUUGGAGGGGGACAACGCGACCCUCGAGUGCAAGGCAGUCGGCCACCCUGAGCCCAGAGUCCUCUGGCGACGGGAGGAUGGAGCUAAUAUCUUAUUUAGGCGUUCGCUGAGAGAUGCCAUCGUCGAUAGGAUGGAGUUCUACAAUGGAAGCAAGAUGCCUCUGCUGCGUGUGGACAGGAGACAGAUGGGUUCAUAUCUAUGUAUUGCCAGCAAUGACGUACCUCCAUCCGUUAGCAAGCGUAUCACUCUCAAUGUUAACUUUGCUCCCGGAAUAAAAGUUCCGAAUCAGCUUCUAGGGUCACCGCUCGGUUCUGACGUCCAUCUUGAAUGUCACGUGGAAGCAUUCCCGAAUGCUAUCAACUAUUGGGUGAAGAACAGGGGAGAGAUACUGCUCGAAGGAAACAAGAUCAAAAUCUUCGAGAACAAGUACAUCUACAGAGUUAUCAUGCGGAUGGUGAUAAAGAAGUUCUCUUAUGGGGAUAUCGGCACCUACCAAUGUAUUUCCACCAAUUCUCUGGGAAAAGCCGAAGGCACUCUACGCUUGUAUGAGAUCAAACUAUAUGAACCAGCUGAGAACAAUAGCUCCGAUGAGCAAGCAUCUUAUCUUGGAGGUACAUCAAGCAAGAACAUGGCCGGCUCCACAAAUCUGGCGGAAGGCUUAGUAUCAACCACUUCUUCUUCAGAAUUUCCUCUGAAAAUCAUAUUCGUGAUCAUCUCCCACUUGAUGAGUCUGUGGCUGUGGAUACCAAUAGCUCAUCACCCUGCACAACUUGCAUAACUUGAACUGGUGAAGAUGAUCAACUGAUAAAAAAGCCAAAUAUGAAUCCACGGAAAUAAGGGUCAAAAUAAUGUAAUCAGUAUUACCUUUAUAUGUUGUGUAAUGUUAGGUUAGAUACCCACUACUACCUUCUUCCAUGCUUUUAUGUAGUCUGCUCAAAUCCUGGUGAUAAACUUACUCCAUAUUAUGUUGAUCCCUGACCAUAGUUACUACUAUGAUUCCUAUCUAGGAUAAUUAUGAUAGAGUAACAUUAACAUUACUCCACCAUUAUUAUGAUAGAGUAACAGUAAUGAGUACCAGUAACGAGUACUGGCAAAGAGUGGCAGUAACGAGUACCAGUACCAGGUCUAUAUAGUCUGCCCAGACUGCCAUGAGUGCUUGAAGAUUAAGCCGACCCUCGCUCCCCACGCGCAGGCACACACGCCUGGCCUACCUGCACCAUUCAUAUACCAUGUAUACUACGUAGUAUACAGGUAGCCAGACCGUCCCUUUACUCACACACACACAAAAGGAGACUGCGCUUGUGUGUGUGAGCAGUGGGAGGGUCGGCCUAAUCCUUCAGCGCUCAUGCCUAUUUGGACAGAGUAUAAGAGAUAACUUGAGAACAAAUUGGGAAGAUUGUGGAUCUUUCUUCAAAUCAUGGUUGUUUCAACUUACACUAUCAUUUUAGAGAACGACAACUACAUUGAUUCUCAAUUGAAUUUGUUAUUAUUAAAAAUACAAUUUUCUGUGUCCCCACACGUGAUUGGCUCAAUGUCAGUGGCACGUUGUCCAUGUUGGGACAUACAAUUGAAUAUGAACAAUACAUUAAUCUAUAAGUUACUUGAUUAGUUGGAGGAACAUCAAAAAAAUAUUAAUUGUGCAUCUAGGCGGUGUAUAGUGGAGUUAUUUUCAUGAAAUGAUUGAAGUGAAUUCUUUUAAAUCUCUAAAGACCUGACCUAAAUCAAAGUUUUUGUUAAAUCAUACUGAAUUCAUAUGCAUUAUAGAAAUAGUUCUCUUGAAUGGUGAAUUUUGCGAAUAAAAUGAAAAAUAAUAUCCCAGGAAAAAAUUUGAGGUUGGAAAACAAAAGUUUUUUAAUUCUCUGAAUAUAAAACUGCUGCUACAAUAAGGGCCGUUUGCACAGUAACAGUUUAAACUAAAUUUUAUUUUGAACUGAAUUAAAUCUUAUAAAUUCUAGUUCGUUAUUAUGUGAUUCAUUCUGAGUCUAAGCCACCAGCUGAUUAGAUUCAGUUUAAGCUUUGUAUGUGCAAACAGUCCUAAGUGAAUCACGCAGUUGCUGUCAACAUAAUGUUUGAAGUUAAAAAAAUUCUCUUACAGUAUUUCAAGUGUUCCUCAAUGGAAAUGUCCCAACCUGGGCUACAUUACCCUACAAAAAUUUAAAAUGAUACAAUAGUUGAAAGCUGGUAACCAUUGAUAAUUUCUGUGAAUUAGUUAUUAUCAUUCAUUUGAGUAAUAAGAAACUCAACUCAAAUCACUAGGAAUGUAAAAAGAAGGAAUGUGAAGAGUUUUUUAUUUUGUUAAAUUAUAUGAAAAUUGUGACUAAAGUAAUAUGGAAUAUCAAGUUCAUCAUUUUAUAAUAAUUAAUGUGAAGGAACACAAUAAGUAGCCUAUUGCUGUGGUUAACCUUCUGUACUCAGAAAGCAACAUAAAUAUUAUGUUGAAAGUGACAUAAUUAUGUUCAGCAACAUAGUUGUUUCUGACACUUUUGAAAUACGGUAGCCUGUGCAAAACAUUUAAAUUUCUAGGCACUUUUAUCUCAAAAAGUGAUAAUCAAAAACGGGAGUUUUUUUUUAGAGACAUCCACCAACUUGUUAGUAUCCAAAUAGAAAAGUAUUGAAAAAUGAUGUCACACAUGUGAAAAUUUUUCAAAAAAACAUGCUGCUCAGCCUACACACUUUUCAAACUUAUAAUAAUAAUGUAAAAUUGCAUAUCAUAUAGUAAUAUUUUCAAUUUUUGGUAACAAAGUUAUGAAAGUAGUGUGUUUUUACUGCCGGGCAAUGUUUUGUUAAUUAAUUAUUGUUCAAUUUGAUAACUCUCUUUCACGAUAUUAUUUCAAGAAUGUAGGUAGGCUACUAAUCAAGUGUGUAUGGGAUUUCAAUAUCGAUUGUUUAAAAUUUUGAUACAUUCAUUCCGAUUUCACUUGUUCCGAUAUAAUUGCAUCAUAUCAACAUUCAGGCUCCAUUAAUCACACUUACGCGACUCAGGUCGAGAAGAGACUCGACUCUAGUCGAGAGCAUGUGUUUCCAAAUGGUGACACUCAGACCGGUUGAUUCUAGUCUCCGCGAUGUCACCAUUUGAAAAUACAUGCUCACGACUAGAGUAGAGUCUCUUCUCAACCUGAGUCGUGUAAGUGUGAGUUAAGCCAAUACCUACUAUUACUUGAGCCAUACUGUUCUAUAUUAUCGUGAUUAUUAUUUGAAGAUGCUCAUUCGAUAUAAAAUUAUGGUUAUCCCAUAUUUUUAACAAUACCUAAUAAGCAUGUUCCCAGUAUGACUGAAGGACUUGAUAUCGUUCUCUUCGAUAUUUGCUUUUAGUUAUCACAUCACGAUUCAUCUCUUAAUUUUUUAUCUUAUAUUGUUUUAUGAUAAUUAUUAUACUUUGUAAAAUCUUUGUUUUUAGGGUGGUUUUGUGUGCGUGUGUGAGUGAAUGGCAACUUGAUUAGAUCUUAAGUUUUUAUAGGAUUUAUCAAGUGGUUUUGAAAUAUAUUGUUUUUCAAUUGUAUUUUAUAAAUUAAGUUCAAGAUUCUCUUCUAUUACAUAUGUGAUUGUAUUUUGAAUAAGAAUCUUAUUUAAUAGUAUGUAAUCUAUUUUUUUGUAUUCUUAUGUAUAUAAUUUUCUCCUUAUUUUGUAAAGGGUUGUGUGACAGAGAGGACCAGAAGUCCUAACUCCACCCCAAUAAAGGCAAAUAAUCAAUCAAUCAAUCCCUACAUCAAAGUGCCAAUAAAAUGAAAAUUUAUCCCCUUUAUCAAUUAUUUCGAGAGUAGGCUUGGAUUAAAAAAGAUCACAUCAUAUCUAAAGAAAGGUUUCCCAUCAAGUCUUGUUUAUAUAGGCUGAUAAUAAACAAUAAAAGAUGUAAAUUAUGGGAAUUACAUCAAGAGUUAUGAACUAGCUACUGUAUUAGAUGAAUAACUAUGCAUACUAUUUAUAAUGUCACACACUAUUUAUGCUGCUCAGCAAUAUUGAUUUGAGUUUGAAAUCGAUUUUGAAAAUGUGUGAUAAAAAAUGUUAUUAAUAUUGAAUGAUAUUAGAACUGAAACUAUCAAUAUUUUUGUAAACAAUUUUUUGAUAACGUCCAUAUAUUUCUAUCGCUUGUUGGUUCAAAAUCUAUAAUAUUAUUAUCAUUAUUAUUACCGUAUAUUAUGAAUAGUGGAUAAUUAUAUUUUCACAACUAGGAAUGGUGAAUCUGAAAUUGAAGAUGGGAAGUGUAUUAGCAUAUAAACUUUGUAAAUCCUUCUCUACUGCUUUAUGCCCGGUUGCAGAGUCGUUACAUAAAAUCAAACAUAGCUAUGUGAGACAUAGUUUAAAAUCACUGACAUAAAUGGUUGGUCGUUGCACAGUCGUUUCUCGAAGCCCAUUUAGCUAUAUCGAAUUAGCAUCACACAUAGGUCACACUGCAGCUCUAUUCACUUUUUUUCCGUAUAUUUCCGUACAUGCUUCUAUCCAACCAAUUUCUUGACAUCGGGGAAAGUGAACAGACCUAAAAGACCUCACAUAAAAUUGAUAAACCAUAAUGGUGAAUCUUGGCUUUUGGCGAGAUUUCUCACCAUAUUUAGCAAAUACCUUAAAGAGAUGUUAUCGGCAGAGCAAUAAUAAUAAUAAUAAUAAUAAUAAUAAUAAUAA
Molecule: messenger RNA, 5690 nt
Organism: Nilaparvata lugens (brown planthopper)
Lineage: Eukaryota; Metazoa; Arthropoda; Insecta; Hemiptera; Delphacidae
Product: lachesin
Exons: 9
Coding region: 697-1851 (384 amino acids)
Cellular component (GO): neuron projection
Source: RefSeq, a predicted model, not a curated record